AUGGCGUCGCGAAACGCGGCGGCGCUCGCGCGCGCGGCCGCGGCCGCCGCGCGCGUCGCCGCGGAGGACGCCGCGCCCGGAGCGAUCGAUCGCGCGGCCGGGUUAUUAGGGCGACGAUCGGCCGCCGUCGCGUCGACGUCGACGACGUCGUCGUCGUCGUCGUCGCGCGCGUGGACCGCCGCUUCCGCGGCGUCGCGGCGCGGCGGGCUCGCGACGGGAUCCAAGGGCGGACGCCGAUCCGUGAUGUGCGCGACGCGCGGAGGAAGCGGAAGCGGCGCGGGCGAGCGCGUCUUCGGCGUCCUCCCUCGCGGUAUGGGUCGCGGCGCGAUGCGAAGACGCGGGUUCCGCGCGACCGUCGUCGGCGCGGACGACAAGGACGAGGACGACUCGAGCUCGAGCUCGAGCUCGUCGUCCUCGGACGACGACGACGACGACAAGAAAGAGAAGGAGGAGAAGGAGAAGGAGGAGGAGGACGACGACGACGACGAGAAAGAGGAGGAGGAGGAGGACGACGACGACGACGACGACGACGACGACGACGACGACGACGACGACGACGACGAGGACGACGACGAAGAUGACGACGACGAGGACGACGAGAAGGAAGACGACGACGACGACGACGGCAGCGUCACCGCGACGAGCGGCGAGGACGAAUACGUGGAGAGACAGGAAGACCUCUUCGCGGACGUCCUCGCCGCCGCCAAGGCGGAGCUCAGGUCCGUGGAGGAGGAGGAGGAGAUCGUCAAGUGGUACGGCGGCGUCGAGCCGGCGAAGUUCGAGGGGAGUCGAAAAAAGCUCGGCAGCGAGCCGUUCCACUUGCACACCCCGCACGGCGACGACGUCGCGACGUUCACGGCCGAGGACGUCGGGAAGUUCUGGUCCUUGCCCGAGUCCGUCGUCGCGGAGGCGGAGACGCCGGCGGCGCUGCGGAAGGAGUUCGACGUCACCAAGACGCGGAGAGUGCUCUUCCGCGCGUGCGAUCUCGAGAUUAAAAACGCCAUCGAGAGCGGCGUUUCCGUCCUCUUGGACGGCCAGGCCGGCUCCGGGAAGAGCGUCAGCCUCGCGAACGUCGUGUCCUGGGCGCGCGCGACCGGGUACCUCGUCCUCUACGUCCCCUCCGGGAAGGCGAUGUGCACGUACUCAAACUACUCCAAGGACGAAGCGUCCGGGCUGUGGAACACCCCCGACCACGCCGCGCUGCUCAUCAAGUGGCUCCAGGAAGGCAGCGCGAGCGCGCUGGAGGAGAUCAGGAUGACACAGACCGCGCGCGACGGACUCGAGGCCCUGGAAGCGGAGCCGACGCAGACGGUGGACGCCGCGCUGGCGAUCGUCGAGGCGUUCAAAUCCGCCGCGAGGGACCAGGGCAAAAAGGUGCUCUUCGCCGUGGACGAGUACAACGCCCUGUUCGGACCCUCGGACAUGCACGAGGUGCUGGGCCCGCGGAAGCGCGGAAACAUCCCCGCGGGGAGCACGCGAAUCAACGCCGCGCUUCGCGACGCGACCGCGAUCGUGUCCGCGGGCGCGUCCUACGUCGCCGCGACGAGCGGAACCAUCUCGCUGUCGCCCGCGCUAAGGCGCGUUCUUUGGAGGCUCGGCGCCAGGCGCGACGCGGUCGGGGAACACGCGACGGAGCUCACCGCGAAGGCGGAGGAGGAGGCGCUCGUCGCGAGCGCGUGCGCGCGGUGCGGGAAGCAAGGGCACGCCUCGGACUCGUGCCCGAAGCCGAUCGUGUGCGAUUACUGCCGCGAGGAAGGGCACAAGCACCGGAGGUGCCCGAAGCGCGCGGAGAACAUGGAGAAGUACGCGCGGCUGAAGCAGCACGGGCGUCAGGGGAACCAUAACACGAAGGCGACGAAGAAGAAGCACUCGAUGAAGCUCAAGGGGACGUCCACGCUCGAGGGCACGGAGUCGCUCGCGCGGUUCAAGCACCCGCGGCUGGACACGGACGAGGUGGUGGCGCUCGUGGAGCACUACGACCACGCGAAGGGGCUCGACGCGGUGUGCGACACGGUGUCGCACGCGCACCUGGCGCGGCGGCUCAAGACGCUGACGCAAGGGAACGGGAAAGAAAUCCUCGAGAUGGUCGAGCUGAUGUGAUCGAUGGAUGCUCUUUAAUACACUCACGUACUGUACUUC
This is a messenger RNA of Micromonas pusilla CCMP1545, 2139 nucleotides long. RefSeq lists its product as uncharacterized. Bases 1 to 2100 code for a protein of 699 amino acids. Lineage: Eukaryota; Viridiplantae; Chlorophyta; Mamiellophyceae; Mamiellales; Mamiellaceae. The record is from RefSeq and is a predicted model, not a curated record. The transcript has 2 exons. Gene Ontology annotation, molecular function: structural constituent of ribosome; nucleic acid binding; zinc ion binding. Gene Ontology annotation, cellular component: mitochondrial small ribosomal subunit.